UAUCAUCCCCUUGAUAGUUGACGUGUUGUUCGCGUUGUUCUGUCGUUUGAAACGAUAGAAAAAAACAUUGAUAAUUGAUAAAUAAUGGCUACGUUUUACGCUAAUCCAGACGAAGAGAACGAAAUUUGGAUAGAGAGAGCACCCAUUGAUUCGCCGAGAUUCAGAAUUUGGCAUUAUAUAUUUUUCUGCUUUUCUGCUUUUACUGUAUUAAUGGUUCUUUUUUGCUGUUGUAUGAAAAUACGAGUCCCAAGAACGAAGCAAGAAAUCGAAGCGGAUUAUUGUAGGAAAAAACUGGCAGAAAAAUUUCGACAAAGGCUUAAAUUAAUUAAGAAUCAAGACAUGGAGGCUAUGGAUUUAGAAAGAGCUUUACAAAUCAUAAAGGAUGACUACAGGGAAGAAAAAACUAAAAUUUGUGCAACAUCGUCUAUUCCACACUCAACUCUAUAGAUGUCGCAAAAAAUACAAAAAAUCAGAAACUGAAAACAAUUAAAAUUUUCUACUAAGUUCCACAAACCUUCAGAAAAAAAUUGUGCUAAAAAUAAAAACAUCGUUUUGAUAAAAUUAUAAAUAUGUUAUUUUGUAGUAUUCGCUCCGUGCGUGACUGCAGCGCAAAUUCAUUUAAGUACUAACAGACUAUUUUUGCGUAUACUGACAAUACAAUUUAUAAUAGAAUUCGUAAUUAAAAAGUAUAUAUGUUAGUUUUAAUAAAAGUAUAUGGAUUUGUAAAACAGUGA
Psylliodes chrysocephalus is the source of this 734-nucleotide messenger RNA. The record is from the annotation of a GenBank genome assembly. Lineage: Eukaryota; Metazoa; Arthropoda; Insecta; Coleoptera; Chrysomelidae.